AUGAACGCCAGCAACAACGGCAACCACCACAACCGCCGCCGCCGCCACCCCGAGGCCGAGCGCGAGCGCCGGCGCAGGCGCAACCUGCGUCGCCGUGAGAACCGUGAGAACCGCGCGCCUUUCCCUGCCCAUGAUGCCGGUCGUCGCGAAGAGGGUUUGAGUCCUAUGGGCCUCGACAACCGCGCUCCUGUCGCCCCUCCUAUCGCCCCUCCUAUCGCCCCUCCUAUCGCCCCUCCUCUCGCGCCUCCUCACGGCCCUGCAACCAUGCGCCAGGAUGAGGGCUGGGGCCAUGGCGGCUUUGGAAAUCCCGCUGCUGUCGCUCCAGACCUGCAUCACGGUCAGGGCUGGGGUCAAGGCGGUUUCGAGAACCGCGCACUUGCUGAGGCUCCCCCUGCUCCGCAUGACGAUCAGGUCGUAGCCUACUACGACCACUACAUCCGGGCCGAGGGCCAAGCGGACACCAUCCGCCCUCUCAUCGCCUUGGCGGUGCGGCAGAUGGGCCGCUCGACCUUGUUCACCAUCAGCGUCUGCCCGAUGCAGGCGGCCAACGGCCCGGCGUGGGGUGACGACCACGUCGUCAACUCGUCCGGCGACCACACCCUGGCGUCGAUGACGGUCGCCCUGGCCGUCCUCAAGUGGGGCAUUCGUGCCCAAAUCAAGAUGACGGCUCGCCGCCACCUGCCUUUUGUCCCGGAGCCGCCUCCUCGUCAACCGAUGGCCUACCCGGCAUAUGCUCCACCCGAGGGUCCUGGCGCGGCUCCUCCUCCUCCUCCUCCUCCUUAUGGAGAGGCGGGCCCGCCCCCUACGGCGGCUACCCGGCACCUCAUCCUCCUCCGGCCGGCCCCUACCAGCAGUAAGCGGUGGACCUGGAUUGGACAGCCCUUUGCGACGCUUGUGGCUUGUUCUUGGAAGCUACAUGUGUGUCGUGAGACCACUUAG
This is a messenger RNA of Sordaria macrospora k-hell, 939 nucleotides long. RefSeq lists its product as uncharacterized. The record is from RefSeq and is a predicted model, not a curated record. NCBI's taxonomy places the organism in Eukaryota, Fungi, Ascomycota, Sordariomycetes, Sordariales, Sordariaceae.